GCUGCUGGCAGCGCCAUGGAGACGGUGCAGCUGAGGAACCCGCCGCGCCGGCAGCUGAAAAAGUUAGAUGAAGAUAGUUUGACUAAACAACCCGAAGAAGUGUUUGAUGUCUUAGAGAAACUUGGAGAAGGGUCCUAUGGCAGUGUGUACAAAGCUAUUCACAAAGAGACCGGUCAGAUUGUUGCGAUUAAGCAAGUUCCUGUGGAAUCCGACCUGCAGGAGAUAAUCAAAGAAAUCUCUAUCAUGCAGCAAUGUGACAGCCCUCAUGUAGUCAAAUAUUAUGGCAGUUAUUUUAAGAACACGGACUUGUGGAUUGUUAUGGAGUACUGCGGGGCUGGUUCUGUGUCUGAUAUCAUCCGAUUACGCAAUAAGACGUUAACAGAAGAUGAGAUAGCUACGAUAUUACAAUCAACGCUUAAGGGACUGGAAUACCUUCAUUUUAUGAGAAAAAUACACCGAGAUAUCAAGGCAGGAAAUAUUUUGCUAAAUACAGAAGGACAUGCAAAACUUGCAGAUUUUGGGGUAGCAGGUCAACUUACAGAUACCAUGGCCAAAAGAAACACAGUGAUAGGAACACCAUUUUGGAUGGCUCCAGAAGUGAUUCAGGAAAUUGGAUACAACUGUGUAGCGGACAUCUGGUCAUUGGGAAUAACUGCCAUAGAAAUGGCUGAGGGAAAGCCGCCAUAUGCUGAUAUCCAUCCAAUGAGGGCGAUCUUCAUGAUUCCCACCAACCCUCCCCCCACGUUUCGAAAGCCAGAACUGUGGUCUGAUAACUUCAUGGAUUUUGUGAAGCAGUGUCUUGUAAAGAGUCCUGAGCAGAGAGCCACGGCCACUCAACUCCUACAGCACCCGUUUGUCAAGAGCGCCAAGGGGGUGUCGAUCCUGCGGGACCUAAUUAACGAGGCCAUGGAUGUGAAGCUGAAACGCCAGGAAGCCCAGCAGCGGGAGGUGGACCAGGACGACGAUGAGAACUCCGAGGAGGAUGAGAUGGACUCCGGCACGAUGGUUCGAGCAGCAGGUGAUGAGAUGGGUACUGUCCGGGUAGCCAGCGCCGCGAGUGACGGAGCCAGCACUAUGAUCGAGCACGGGGACACAUUGCCAUCGCAGCUGGGCACCAUGGUGAUCAACGCAGAGGAUGAGGAAGAGGAAGGGACCAUGAAAAGAAGGGAUGAGACCAUGCAGCCUGCCAGACCAUCUUUCCUUGAAUACUUUGAACAAAAAGAAAAGGAAAAUCAGAUCAACAGCUUCGGCCAGAGUGUACCUGGUCCCCUGAGGAACUCCUCUGACUGGAAAGUGCCACAGGACGGAGACUAUGAAUUUCUUAAGAGUUGGACAGUGGAGGACCUUCAGAAGAGGCUCCUGGCCCUCGACCCCAUGAUGGAGCAAGAGAUUGAAGAGAUCCGACAGAAGUACCAGUCCAAGAGGCAGCCAAUCCUGGACGCCAUUGAGGCUAAGAAACGGCGGCAACAAAACUUCUGAGGGAGGGAGGCCCGGCACGCCCGCCCGCACCCCAGCUUCGGUGACCUCGGGCCGCUCGCUGCUCGGGCUUGUCCGCCGACGCUCCUGCCCCGUCGUCCCUCCACAGCACCUUCACCUUCGUGAACUCAGGAAGUGCGCCGGUGGGAAGGGCUGCCCCCGUCAGCGUGCUGCCUCGCGCAUGUGUUUAAGUUGGUCAGUUAGAGUAUCUCACAGGAUUUGUAUUGGCGCUUUUAAACUCAGAGUUUUAAACCCCAGGAACAAAGACUCCAGGAUGUGAUAGCUGGGAAAGUGUUACAUGUUGUCUUGACUUUCUUCUCCCAAUAGCUUUUGAUUGUUCUUUCUGGAAGACUUUUUAAAAAUAUAUAAAUAUGCACAUAUAUAUAUAAAUUAUAACUGGAUUCCCCACCGAGUGUGGUGGCAUCUCUGUACAGGUACAGUUUUAAACAGUUGGCCUCUUUUCUGUAAGAUUAUGGUACUGUGGGACAGGAGGGCUGGUGACGCCGGGAGGCUGUCGGGGUCACUCCGCUCCCAGGACCCAAGCUCACCCUUCUGCAGGGCUGCGUUUAAAAAUUUAGGUUUGGGCCAGUUCUUCCCCAGGGUUUCAGCCUUGUGUGGGUCAUCUCUGGCUUCUGGAGCUGUGGACCAUGUCCGAGGGACAGCCUUGAGAGUCUGUGUUUACUUCUUGAGUCCCAGGAGAAGCCUGGCAUCCUCUUUGCAAACGGCCCCUUGUGGCUUCAAUGCCUUUCAUCCAUCUGCACUCUCCCGACCGCCUCGAGUCACAGCACAGAUACUGCCCAGUGCCUUAAGAGGAGACGUGACCCAGUGCAGGGACGGGCCUGCCAGGACCUCUCCACACACAUGGGGCUGUGUGCAGUCUGCAGAAGGGAAGGUGUGUCCAGAGUCCUCAUUGUUCAUGUGAAGAUCGCACGGGGCACCUUGCUCCACAUUCCUUACAGACAGGGGUAGAGGGCAUUGUUUUUGUGAUCACAUUCCAAUAUGUGACUGUUUUCCUUUUUAUUUUACUGCUGAGGGGUCUGGAAAGGAUACAUGAAUAUCAGACUGAGACCUGUUCCCCAGGAGAGCUCUAUCUGGGCCCGUGUAAUGCCAGGGCUGGAAGGGACCCCAGGUAUCAUCUGGCCCGACUGAGGCUCGGAGAGGGGAAGGGACAGGGUGACCAAAUCACAAAGCAAAUUGAAGUAAGAGGUGGGACGAGACCAUCGCUCCUCCUGGGCCACUAAUCCAAGCGUUCCCUUUCCCAGGGGGAGAAACCGGUGUCAGUUUGGGUUAAGUUGUCCCGGGGCGCCCUACCAAGGGCGGCUUGCUCGUACUUGGUUUCAGCAGUGGAUGACUGGCUAGGGUGGGACCCCCAGGGAAAGCCAGACGGUUCGGGCUCGACCAGUCCGUGACUCUGCAGCCUCUGCCGGACAGCGGACCGCACCACGCAGGCGAUCUGGGGCCUCGGGCGGAUCCAGAGGGCUUCACAGAAACCGCACUGAGCCAUCCCUCUGCAGCACUGGCUCGAGGCCGCAUGGCGUGUAGUCACACGGCAAAGAGGAGACAGCAAAGAAAGGCAAAUGUCUGCUUAUUUUUUAAUGUCUCUUCCCCUCAGGUGGGGAGCUCUGACUGGGCUGCACCUAAAGAUAGUGUAAUUUGACUCCAUAAUUGCUUUUGCUUCCCAAACCUAGGAAUCAAUGGAAUGGCAGGGAAUGUUCCUCUCUCUUCUCUGGCCAGAUUCUGGUCUUUGCAAUUAAAGCCAGUUUUUUAAAAAUGUGAGAGGCCGUGGUUGGUCUGCAGGGUUUGGCCAGUUAGGCAGCUACAGAGAACAGAGGAUCCCACUAGAAGGAUUGAUGGCAGCUAGCAUUCACUGACCACUUAGUAUAUGCCCGGCACUGAGCUAGGUCGGUGGGCUUUUUAUAGAUGUCCGAUCCAAACCUCACCACAACUCCCAAGUUAAGUACUUGAUCUCCGCCUCAUAGGUGAAGGAGUAAGUUCAGAGAGAAAAAGGCAACGUGUCUCCCGGGGCUGUACGGCUAGUGAGUGGCAGAAUCAGGAUUCAUGGCAUCACCACGUGCGACCAGUAUUUACAGGGAAGAGGAAAAUAACAAGUCUUUAAAAUGAAGUGACUACCUUUUCUUGCACAGAAGAGAUAACUCCAACGGGCAGUUUUAGGUUGGGAAAUGGCUGAGUUAGUGGUCAAGUCUGACAGCCAAGUGAGCCCCACCAACCUCAGCACGGAGCGUGCAUUCCCCCACACCAUCUGCUGUGCUCGCGAGCAGGCCUGCCUCAGCCUCUUCCAUUUUAGAAAGGACUUUGCACUUGGCCAGACAGGAUGGGAAGUGCCCAUUUCUUCCUUCCUAAGCUAGAGCCAAGUAAAAGAAAGUUUCAGUUUUUCCCCGUAAAUAUUCUUGGGUCAUGAAUCUUGAUCCGGACUUGAUUCUGUUCCAGGCCUAUGUGCACCCGCCCAUGCGGGCCCAGCACAGAACACCGCUCCCCAGUCUCACUGGACAGAGCCUCUGGCCAGGAGUCCAUUUCUUUGGCGCAGGUCCAUUUCCUGACACAGUGUAUUUGUGUCCUGGUGAUGGACAGGCAGAGGGGUGAGUCCUGGUUGUCUUUCCCAGGAGCACUAGCUUCCGGAUAAGUCCGAGAGCUCUCCUUGAGCCUUGAGCUUCAGCAUCUGCGACUUGAGCUCCCGGGGAACCCUGUGGCCCUCACCUCGUCUCUCCUUUUAAGAAACAAUGACCCACACCUAAUUGUGUCUUUAAAAAAAUCUCAAAUUCUCUAAGGAUAUCUUGAUUGCUUCCUCAUCAGUAAUUCUGAAGCAGAUUUCUAUUUUUCUUUUUCCUUUGUCCUUUCUCCCAACCACCAGCUGUGUGGAUGGAUAAAUAGAUAGAUAGGUAGAUAGAUGGAUGGAUGGAUGGAUGAAUGUUUGGCUGGCUGGCUGGCUAGACAGACAGAUGGAUAGAUAGGACCAGUACGCUGAAGUGAUUUAAGAGCUAUAGCUUUGAGUCCUUGAGACUGUAUAUUCUGACCCAGGAAACAAUUAUUUAGCAGCUGCCAGAUGCCAGAGACUUAUUAUACCAUUAAAUUUCAAUAGCUCUUACCAAUAGCAGAAAUGAGAGCAGUGACAUCACUCUAGCUCCUACAGAUAUUAAAAGGCUAAGAACAAUGUCAUGAACAACUUUAUGCUAAUAAAUUCAGCAACUUGAACAAAAUGGACAAAUUCCCUGAAAGAUACAAAACACCAAAGCUCACUCCAUAGAUAAUUUGAAUCGCCCUCUGUUCAAACUUAAUAGCUCUGGGAAAUCUAGGUAUUAUGGUCCUCCUUUUACAGAGAAGGAAACUGAGGCUCAGAGAGGCAAAGUCUGUCGCUCAAGGUCGUGCAGCUAAAAUACGGCGGAGCUUGGAUUCCAGGGCAGGUCUGAUUCUGAUUCUAGUGCCCUUUCCAGCAGAUACCACGUUGCCUCUAAAGAUCGCAGCUCCUCAGCCUCCCACCCCGUCCUUCCUUACACACUGUGUGUUUUCAUCAGGAUUAUAUUCACUGUAUUUAGAUUCUGUGUUCUUUUUUGUGUUUGGGGAAAAAAAAAAUCUCUUCCACCAGCUUGCUCUCGAACCAACUUGGAAAAAGCUUAAAUGCUAUUGCUGAUGUACAACUUAAAAAUGUGAAGUUUGUAGCUUUAACUUUUUGUAAUGAAAACUAAUAACACUGGCUGAAGUGCUGACUUGAAAUGCUAUUUUAUAAAGUUUGGAUGUAAAUAAUCAGUCAAGGUCAGCAGUUCGUGUAUGUCUGAGAGAUGGCUUCCUCCCUGCACCCCACCCCCUUUUUUUUUUUAAAUUCGAGGUGCUUCCUGUGUGCUUUUAUGUUAGAAUUUGUUGUUCUCCCUACUUCCUACACAUUGCCACCUUUGUUUUAAAUAAACUGUCCUUUGGAA
This is a messenger RNA of Enhydra lutris kenyoni (northern sea otter), 5408 nucleotides long. RefSeq names its product serine/threonine kinase 4. The transcript is spliced from 11 exons. Gene Ontology annotation, cellular component: cytoplasm. Lineage: Eukaryota; Metazoa; Chordata; Mammalia; Carnivora; Mustelidae. Gene Ontology annotation, molecular function: ATP binding; protein serine/threonine kinase activity. Bases 16 to 1479 code for a protein of 487 amino acids. Gene Ontology annotation, biological process: intracellular signal transduction; regulation of MAPK cascade; protein tetramerization. The record is from RefSeq and is a predicted model, not a curated record.